Penicillium olsonii is the source of this 567-nucleotide messenger RNA. Lineage: Eukaryota; Fungi; Ascomycota; Eurotiomycetes; Eurotiales; Aspergillaceae. The record is from the annotation of a GenBank genome assembly.
AUGACGAAAACAACACCCAGCGUCGAUUUCUACGAGAUCCUGUCCCUGCCUUUCGCGGCAUCCACGUCUACAGCUCCCUCGAAGCAGCAAAUCAAGCUUGCAUACCACAAGGCGUUGUUGAAACAUCACCCGGAUAAAGCGGGUGGGAUCGCAAAGGACACUGCGCUGAAGUCGACUGCUGUACCCAGUACCAAUGCCAAUGGCGGUUCAUCCGGUCCUUAUACCAUUGAUCAGAUCACAACGGCCUACAAGACAAUCUCGGAUCCUGUCCUCCGUGCUGAAUACGAUCGCACGCUGCGUCUUGAUAGACUGAAGGUUGCGGAGCGGGAGAAGACGGCGGAUGUCUUUCAUACUGGGUUGGAGGUCGUGGAUCUAGAAGAUCUUGCGUGUGAUGAGGGCGCUGAUGGCGAUGUUUGGUAUCGCGGUUGUCGGUGUGGUGAUGAGCGAGGGUUCUCGGUUACCGAGGACGAUUUGGAGAGGGAGGCAGAACAUGGUGAACUUGUGAUCGGGUGUCGGGGGUGCAGUCUUUGGUUGAAGAUUCUUUUCGCUGUUGAGGACGAUGGUUGA